Messenger RNA from Armigeres subalbatus, 1248 nucleotides. RefSeq names its product homeobox protein HEX homolog pha-2 (gene HHEX). The coding region runs from base 246 to 1190 and encodes 314 amino acids. The record is from RefSeq and is a predicted model, not a curated record. The transcript has 3 exons. Gene Ontology annotation, biological process: regulation of transcription by RNA polymerase II; cell differentiation. Gene Ontology annotation, molecular function: RNA polymerase II cis-regulatory region sequence-specific DNA binding; DNA-binding transcription factor activity, RNA polymerase II-specific. Lineage: Eukaryota; Metazoa; Arthropoda; Insecta; Diptera; Culicidae.
UACUUAGUGUUUGAUCAGACGUAUCGUAGUGUCGUGAGACAGUGCUAUUCGAACGAUACUGGUAUUCGGAAGACAGUUCGGGAAAUUCCGAUUUACAAAUUGAUACUACCAAUCUAUUGGACUAUUCCGACUGAUUUAAAAGUGAUUGGAUUGAAAAUUCCGGUGAAACAGUGUGAAUUUGUUCUGAACGAUUGCGCAAACAAUCAAUUUAAUUCAUAGGCCGAUUCCGGCAAAGUGUACCUUCGAUGAAGAUGGGCUCCUCGAAAAGGAAAUCAUCGUUCCGAAUCGAUGAUAUCCUGCAUCAGCAAGCUGAACAGCAGCAGAUGAUUUUCCAGCACCAACAGCAGCUCGUUCAGAACAGUGUACUUAAACAGCUAACGGACAUGACCGCUGGUCAACCCGGUUCAUCCACGCCUGCUUUGACCUCACCAGAGUACUGUCCCAGUGGUCCCAAAUCGUCAUCGCCGCCUGAAUCACCUACAUUAGAACAACCUGUCGGCCCGGAAUCGCCGAAAAAGCCUACAGCGCUGUACCCGAAUCUGCUGGAUUUCCAGAAAACCAAUUUCCCACUACACCUGCAAUUCGGAGUGCCCACCUUUAACCCUGCCCUCAAUCCGGCAAUAAAUGCAGCUUAUCUGGAGCAUUACGCCAGCAUGCUGCACAAAGCCUCCCCACGGUUAUUUCCGUUCUAUCCUCCACAUUACAGCUACUUAAUUCCUCCGUGUGGCUCCAAACGCAAAGGCGGUCAGGUACGCUUCACGCCUCAGCAGACACAAAGCCUUGAGCGACGAUUUGCCAAUCACAAGUAUCUCUCUCCAGAGGACCGGAGGCAUCUGGCCGUCCAGCUGAAACUAAGUGAUCGACAGGUUAAAACAUGGUUCCAGAACCGACGAGCCAAAUGGAGACGUGCCAACAACGGGGGUCACACGUCAGAUUCACCCGUCGAUUUGGGACCGGAUGGAGGUGCACAUAAGGCACCACACCCGGCCACCGUCACAUCAUCCGCCAGUUCACCCGCCGAUCCGAUGGCCAAAUACUCGAAUGAUUAUCGUGCAACCUCGAAUAACAGACCCGCUGAACCGUACGAUUGCAAAAGCUCCGAAAACUACUCGGAACACGAAACCUCAAGCGAAGGCGAGGAGGACAGCAGCUAUGAGGACGGGGGAACGUCUCCAAUCAAUGUUAUUUAGUUUAAAUUUUAUCUAUAGGCACAGUAAUUCAAAUAAAUUAUUCAACUUCUCACGCGUA